Clonostachys byssicola is the source of this 2799-nucleotide messenger RNA. Lineage: Eukaryota; Fungi; Ascomycota; Sordariomycetes; Hypocreales; Bionectriaceae. The record is from the annotation of a GenBank genome assembly.
AUGUCGGAGAUGACCUCGCAAAUUCUCCCAGUCCAAGCAUCGGGCUGCAACGAUAUCGGGGUGCAGUAUGAUCUCGAAUACCAGCGCACAGGGGAUAUCAGAGCCAUCAAUGCCUCAAUUCACGAAUUCCAGAAAGCUCUAGAUAGCACCUCCCCAGAUGAUCCAAUCCGACCUGGGCAACAAUUUAAUCUCGCUGUUGGCUAUUUGAAUCGAUUCCGAAAACGAGGGGAUUUAGAGGAUCUCAACUAUGCUAUUCAACUUAACCACCAAGCUCUCAAAGGAACUCCGUCAAAUAGCGAAUAUCGAACCUGGCCACUUCAUAAUCUUUCUGGCUGCUAUAGGGAGAGAUACCAGCGGCAAGGAGCUCCAGCGGAUCUCGACUAUUCAAUCCAACUUGGCCGGGAGUCUCUACAACGUACCCCUCCAGAUGACGUAUAUAGAGCUCGAAUGCUUGAGAGUCUUUCUCUCAGUUAUCUAAGUCGGUUUCGACGACUGGGAGCUUUGCGAGAUCUUAAUUAUUCCAUUGAGCUUAGUAGAGCUGCUCUAGCUCAAACCCCUACAGAUGAUCCAAGCCGAUCUUAUCGACUCCACUGCCUUGCGGCUAACUAUGGAACGAAAUUUCGACAAUUGGGAGUUCUAGAAGAUCUCAACAAUUCCAUACAACUUGGCCAGGAGGCUCUAGAUUACACUCUAGCAGAUGAUCUAAAUCAAUCCAAGCGACUUACCACUCUUGCUAUCGGCUAUAGAGACCGUUUCAGACGAUUAAAGCUUCCAGAAAACCUUAAAUAUUCAAUUACACUUUAUAAGAGCGCUCUAGAAAAGAGUAUAGCAGAUGACCCAGAUCGAGCACGGCGACUGCAAGGUCUCGCUGCUAAUUAUAUAUACCGAUUUCGACAAGGAAAGGCUCUGAUUGAUCUUGACCAUGCUAUUGAAAUUGGUCAAGAGGCUUUAGGGAUCACUUCGGCAAAUGAUCCUACUCGAGCUCAGCUCCUCCAUAAUCUAGCUUCGACUUAUGUAUACCGGUACCAAGAAAGAGAUGAUACAGAAGAUCUCAAUUACGCUACCCAGAUGUACCAGAAAGCUCUUGAUUCCUCUGCUUCUCCUGUUCUUGAUCGCAUACAUGGAAGUAGUUUCUUGCUGUUAAUAUACGGCCAAGCUGAAGAUUGGACUCGAGCAUAUGAAGCUGCAUACACGACAACAUCUCUGAUCCCCAAAAUCACCCAACGCUUUCUUGAAAAUUCAGACAAGCAGCGCCGUAUUGCGGCUAUUGUUGGCUUAUCCUCGGACGCAGCAGCUAUUGCUCUGAACGCUGGAAAGUCGGUAUACGAAGCAAUUCGGCUUCAAGAACUUGGUCGCGGAAUCAUUGCCGACUCAUUGAACGGCAUGCGACUUGACAUAUCAGAACUUCGAGGAUUACAUCCCGAAUUAGCCUAUGAGUUCUUUCGGUACAAUGAUGAGCUCGCAAAAUUGGCUGUAUCACCCUCUCAAGAUAGCCAUCCAGACUUCUCGAUGGCCGCAUCACAUGAGAUCGAUCAGCGUUACAACACAGGUCUGAAAUUAGAACAGGUCAUUGAAACCAUCCGGAGCCAUCCUGGCUUUGAAAGAUUUCUCCUGGCUCCAAAUGAGGAUGAGAUGAAGCGCGCCGCAAUUCUCGGACCGGUUGUCAUUAUCAAUGUUAGCAGAUACCGCUGCGAUGCGCUCAUCGUGGAGCGACACGGACUAAGGCUGCUGCAGCUGCAUGAUCUACACGAGGGAGACAUUAAACACUAUGCUGCCACGUUAGAUUCAAUCUCAGUCACUACACAGUUGCUCGAGUGGUUAUGGGACACAAUUGCAGGGCCGGUGCUUGAUUUUAUUAACUUCACUCAGUCUCCUGCUGCCAACUGGCCCCGGAUAUGGUGGAUUCCAACUGGACCUCUUGCUAAAUUUCCAAUACAUGCGGCAGGAUACCAUGACUCCGGCUCCAAUACGGUCUUGGAUCGGGUUGUGUCAAAUUACAGUUCCUCGAUCAAAGCCCUGUUCCAUUUCCACGAGAACCAGCUCAAAGUCGAGAUGCCAGGAUUGCCAGAGAAAGCAGUCCUCGUCGGCAUGCAGAAUACGCCCGGGCAGACAACGCUGCCCUUUGCGUCACAAGAAGUAAAUGAGCUAAAAGGGAUUUGCGCCUCUUUAGAUUUUCAAGUAUGUAUGCCACAGCCAAAUGUAGAUGAUAUUCUCUCAUCUCUGAGGGACUGUGAGAUCUUUCAUUUCGCAGGCCACGGAGAAACAGACCCCUCGGAUCCUUCAAACAGCGCGAUAGUACUAGAAGAUGGGAAGAUAACAGUUGCAAGCCUCCUGCAGAGAAAUCUUUACGCCCGGAAGCCGUUUGUUGCAUACCUCUCGGCUUGCAGCACUGGGCGAAUGAAGAACAGCGACUUGAUGGAUGAAGGGCUUCACCUGAUCGCAGCUUGCCAGCUUGCUGGGUUCCAGCAUGUUAUUGGCACUCUUUGGGAGGUGAAUGACAAGUCAUGCGUUGAAAUUGCAAGGAGAACCUAUGAGCAACUACGGCUGGAGGGUAUAAACCAUCGGUCUAUUGGCGAGGGACUUCACCAUGCUUGUAGGAGUCUGCGUUCCCGGUGGAUUACCGAGAAUGAAGAAAGAGGAGGCUUUAAACGCGGUGAAGGAUUGCAAAAGGUCUCUCAAAAUUCCACCACAACCAGAGAAUUGAAAGCCAGCGAAGGAGAGGUGAGAAAUCCCAGGGAUAUAAUGUCGUGCGAUGAGUUGCCGCUUUAUUGGGUGCCGUACGUUCACUUUGGUAUUUAG